AUGGGCUCGCCGAUUGAUAAUUUAAAUUUUGUAAAACGUCGAAGAAAACCACAAACUCAAAGUUCUUUUAAUGAACAAACGCGUGACUACUUAAACGAUUUAUCUGAUGAAAUAUUAUUGUCAAUAUUAAAUUAUUUACCAAAACACUCACUUGCAUCGUUCGCACAAGUUUGUCGUCGAUUUCAUUCGUUAGCGCUUGAUCCAAGCUUAUGGCCUCGAAUUAAUAUAUCAAGUCAAAAUAUUCGUAGUUCGGAUUUAAAUACUAUACUUCGACGCGGUACUCUUUAUCUAAAAAUGUUUUCAACUACUGUCAUUGGUUCAGUAUUGCAUCCGUUAGAUUAUUCUAUAAAAAUGGCAAUGAAUGAGAAUCUACAAACACUUAAUUUGACAAUGUGCAAUGGUUUAUGUCUACAAUCGAUUACUGAGAUAACACAAAAAUUGAAAAAGCUACGUCAUUUGAAUAUUGGCUGGACACAAUUAGACGAUGCUUCAUUGACGUUACUUUGUCAAACCAUUCAGCCAAGUGUCGAACAGUUAUGCUUAAGUGGAUGUCGCCAAACGAUGAAUGAUGAUUGUGUUGAAAAUCUGGUUCGUCGCGCUCAACAUUUGCGUGUAUUAGAUUUAAGUGAUUCUAAUUUAAUAACAGAUAAAUCGAUUAAUGUCAUUAUUCGCUACUUGAGACAGUUGGAACAUGUGUCGUUCUCUCGUUGUUAUACAAUUGCUCCUAUUGCUUAUGCAUCAUUGAAAAAAUUGGAUAAUUUAGUAGCACUGGAUAUAUUUGGCGUUGUUGAUGACCGUGGAAUACAAAAGUUGCGUGCAAUGCUUGGAUCAAAAAUACAGAUAAAUAAAUAUCAUUUAUCAUCUAGAUUGGGUGUAAUGGAACCAACAAAAGUAAAAGAAAAAUACCAUGCAUUAAAAGCACAACGACCUACGCGAACUUUAGUUCGAUGCGAUUCAACUGACGUACUUCCACAAACUGUACAAGCGACUGGUAUAUAUUCAAAUAUAUGCUCGAAAGCACCCGAUGCCCUAUUCAGGGAUCGUAAAGAUAAUCCUCAAUUUGAACAACAAGUCUCAGAUAAUAGAAAAAUAUCAAAUUCGUCUUAUCUUGAAAAGAAAAGACCGGGCAGUGGUAUCUCAAAUAUCAUCGACUAUUCAUCUCUUAAUUUAUUUUCGGCCAAUAAUUCAUACUGCGACGACACUCAUUUUAAUACAUCUGCCAUUUUGCCUCAAACAAAAGAAGUAUCAUCAGUUCAUAUUGUUCUUCGUCCGAUUGAUUUAUCAAAUCUUUUACCUCUUCGCGCACGCUUAACAGUUUCAGAUACUUCUAUCAUGGCGAUAGGACAUAAUUAUUUAAACAAUUUAUCCGAUGAAUUGUUACUAUCAAUUCUUCGAUAUUUGCCAAAACGUGAUUUGGCUUCGUUUGCUCAAGUCUGUCGAAGGUUCCGUUCUUUAGCAUAUGAUUCAAGUCUAUGGUUUCGAGUCGAUAUGUCUCGAAAACAAAUACUUAGUUUAUAUUUACAUACAUUAUUAUUACGCGGUGUUAUUGUACUAAAAAUGUAUCAAACUACGGUUAAUGGUUCUUUACUAUAUCCGUCCAAUCAAUUAGCAUUUACAAAACUCCAGUACCUAGAUUUGACAAUGGCUACCAUUACACAAGAAUGUUUAUUUAAUCUGAUAAAUUCAUGCCGAUUAUUAAAAAAAUUAAGUCUUGAAUCAUUAGAGCUCAAUUGUAAAAUAAUUUGUAAAUUAGUUUUAAAUGAACAAUUAGAGACGUUAAACUUGACAAUGUGUACCGGUCUAGAUUCGAAUUCAAUUCGUGAAUUGACAUUAAAAUUAAAACAACUCCGUCAUUUGAAUAUUGGCUGGACACAAUUAGACGAUGCUUCAUUGACGUUACUUUGUCAAACCAUUCAGCCAAGUGUCGAACAGUUAUGCUUAAGUGGAUGUCGCCAAACGAUGAAUGAUGAUUGUGUUGAAAAUCUGGUUCGUCGCGCUCAACAUUUGCGUGUAUUAGAUUUAAGUGAUUCUAAUUUAAUAACAGAUAAAUCGAUUAAUGUCAUUAUUCGCUACUUGAGACAGUUGGAACAUGUGUCGUUCUCUCGUUGUUAUACAAUUGCUCCUAUUGCUUAUGCAUCAUUGAAAAAAUUGGAUAAUUUAGUAGCACUGGAUAUAUUUGGCGUUGUUGAUGACCGUGGAAUACAAAAGUUGCGUGCAAUGCUUGGAUCAAAAAUACAGAUAAAUAAAUAUCAUUUAUCAUCUGUGGCAAGACCGACAAUUGGGAUAAGAAGAACAAGUAUAUGGGGACUUCGAACACGCACGUAA
Molecule: messenger RNA, 2325 nt
Organism: Didymodactylos carnosus
Lineage: Eukaryota; Metazoa; Rotifera; Eurotatoria; Philodinida; Philodinidae
Source: the annotation of a GenBank genome assembly